AUGGCUGAAGUCUCCAAAAUGACAUUGAAGAUUCUCUAUACAUUGGAUAACGGAUCCAAUGGUAGUUAUCUAGCCCGUUCUAAAACUCCGACACAGGUGAGAGUAGCUAAUAUUCCUAACCCAUUCCUAACGGCCUCGAAUGAACAUGCACAGUUAAGAAUUGGCGCAAUCCAUUUGAAAACUAUAUUACAUGAAAUAUAUUUGAAUUCUCCUGAAGUGUUAGAUCAUGAUACUCUUAAAGAUGGCCAUGAUUACAACCUGUAUUAUCGUGAUAUCUGCGAAGUGGACGAACCAUUAGUAAGUCUUGGCCUUCUUUCAAGGCUUCGAGAAAAGUUUCAUAAGAUCCACAACGGUACAUAUUGGCUCACAGAAAACAGCAUUAGUGAAGAGGAAAACGAAGGGACUGAUGAAGUAACUGAAGAAGAGGAUGAGGAUGAAUCUUUCAUAGUGACGGGAAGGGUUUGCUCGAAUUUUUCUGCUUUGCUGAGGAGAUCGUAUAGUAACGCCUCGAGUAAAGAUGGAAGGAUCGCGAAUAACAACGUCGCAGAAGAGACUUUAGAGGUUAAGCUAAGAUUCUCUAAAGUUGUGAAUAGCACAAGGACCUCUAUUAGUGGCGUUGCCAAUUCUACGAUAUCAAGCAUUCAAAUACAAUCGCCUUCUCUGCCAUCGUCAGCAUUUCCGCUCACUUCAAGAAUGCAACCCCUUUCUAAAGGCAGUCAAAUGAAAAACUCAAGGAAUACAAGGACCACGGUAACAAUAAAUAGCACCAGUAAUGCAACUUCGGGGCACAGACAGACAAAUCCUAUGCCUGCUCCAAAGGCUGUCAGAACACAGUCUCUACCUAUCUGGAACCUUAAACCAAAUUCAACCAACACUGGGUUCCCUAGAAACUCAAUCGCACAUAAAAUAUAUUUAGCAGAUAGAAAAACAGAAGCUCAGCAACAAAACAAUCAACACCAAAAUUUAGCCUAUGAAAUAAACACUUUGCAAAAUGAUAACACUGUCCAGAGGACUAAGAUUGAUGAUUCGGUAAGCAAGAGGUUCGACUUCAUGCUUAACAAGAAGAAACCCAUGAAAAAAAUAUCUCCUACAACAGCAACGAUAACAAGAAAAAUGCCUUCUGUAAUUGUGAACCUUAAGCAAUCAACAAAGAAUAGCAAUGAGAAAAAGGCAAUUGGCAAGCAAGCAAUUUCCAAAGUUAAGAACUCUGAUUCCAAAACGCCCAUCAAGUUCAUGCUGGCGGAGCAAAGACGAUCGUCUAUUGUAGAACCACUAAGUGAUAACGUCGAUUCAAUCUUAAGCGACAUGCUAUCAGAAUCAAUUAAUCAAGGACAGAAACCACAACAGAAGCAAAAGCAGCAAAAAACUUCUGCGAUGAAGGAAAAUGAUAAAGAAAAUAUUCCCCCUCAAAAUAUAGCCGAUAGAGAUAACAAGCUUUAUGAUGAGUUAGAUUUCAACACUGACUUCCCCAUGAAUGACUUUUCGGACAUAGUAUUCAAAGAUGAGAUGGGAUGGAUGCCUAACUUCAAUUUAUUUGAAUCGCCAACUUCAGUAGCUGGCUUACGUCUUAAUCAACAAAACUUUAAACCCUCUUCUACAACACCCAGGGAUCCGAACACUUGCAAUACGGUUACUUUCGAAAAUGAAGAUGUUAGUGAAGUUGAGAUUGUGCAGAACAGCAAGAUUUCAUUAACUAGUGAUGUUGACAAAACCUCUCCAAUCGAUUCAUUGUCUAUACCGUUGAUUGAACUUAAUCAUUCAAGUUCAGCAACUAAUACACAACAUGUAUCAAUAAAGGAAGGUUCGGCGCUAAAUAUAGGUGAUAGCAACAAUAACACCCCCAGUGAUAAUGACACGAAGGACAGGACAACAUCAAUAAUACACUCAGACAAUUCAAGAUUCCAACCAGCGCUUAUGAAUUUUUCAACUCCGGCUGAUCAGCCAGCUUCUGACAAUAAUGUUGCAAACUCGAAGAAGCUCAUUACUUUGCUAGAAGUAAAGCAAAGUAAAAGAUCACAGGGUGAGGCCCUGGACGAAGAGGAGGAAGAAGACCUUAAAAAGCAAAAGACGAUACCUUCUUCACCUUGUGGAAUGUUCAAUUAUCAUCAAACUGAAGGCAUAGAGUUAUGUGAAGGUAUGGUCGACGAGGGACGAAACCAAGGCGUUGGUAAUGAAGAUGAAAGCGAUAAGACCAACGACUUGUUUUCAACUUUCGUAAACCCUGGAAGAGCGGGAAGCCAGGCUGUAACGAGCCCCAUCAGCGAGUAUCAGUCUAUGAAGCAUUGA
Messenger RNA from Saccharomyces kudriavzevii IFO 1802, 2286 nucleotides. RefSeq names its product Spt21p (gene SPT21). The transcript has a single exon. NCBI's taxonomy places the organism in Eukaryota, Fungi, Ascomycota, Saccharomycetes, Saccharomycetales, Saccharomycetaceae. Gene Ontology annotation, biological process: regulation of transcription by RNA polymerase II; rDNA heterochromatin formation; silent mating-type cassette heterochromatin formation. Bases 1 to 2286 code for a protein of 761 amino acids. The record is from RefSeq and is a predicted model, not a curated record.